CAAUACUCUUUCAAAUUUCUGGAUAGCAAUAGCUUUGGCAACAUCAUUAAUUAUGUUUAUAACAUAACCAAACGGCCUCUGUUGCUUGAGCCGAGGAUCUAUUGGAAACAUCUCUAUCUUUGUAAGGUAGGGGUAAGGUCUGCGUACAUACUACUACACUGGGUUGUUUGUUUGUUGUUUAUAACAUAACCAAACAGAUAGUGAAGUAGGAUUCUUCUGUUUCCUGGCUAUAUAUAUACAUGAGUUAGAAGAGGCUAAACAGCAAAGAAGUGGCCUGCAGUUAGAGACCAUUUGUAAUUCAACUAAGAUGGCUAUUUCAAGGCUUGUUUCACUUUCUCGAAAGAUAAUUAAGCCCUCUUCUCCAACCCCAUUUUCACAUAGAAUUCACAAGCUCUCUCUUAUGGACCAAAUGGGGACUCACACCUAUAUGCCGUUUUCUUUCUUCUACCCAAAACAAGACACUGCAAGCUCUCUUGAACUGACAAAGGUCUCCCAAAUUCUUGAGAAGUCGCUUUCCAAAGUUUUAACCGCAUAUUAUCCAUUUGCUGGACGUUUACGUGACAAUUCCUUUGUCGAAUGUAAUGACAUGGGAGUCGAUCUCUCUCAAGUCCGAAUUGAUUGUCCAAUGUCAAGUAUUUUCAAUCACCCUCGUACUGAUAUCGAUAAGUUAAUAUUUCCUAAAGAUCCUUGGAACCCAUCUACGGGCAGUUUAAUCGUAGCUCAACUUAAUCAUUUUGAAUGCGGUGGCAUAAUACUCAGUACAUGUAUUUCCCACAAGGUUGCUGAUGGUUACAGUAUGACUAAUUUCCUAACUGACUGGGCCCUGGUCGCACGUGAUUCAGAAGCAAAACCAUCUCCCCUUUUUAAUGGAGCAUCAGUCUUUCAACCGGCCAACUAUUCUGCACCACCACAAGUGGCUGAUCCUAGUCUAAAACAAAAUGCAUCGAAAAGGUACCAUUUCUCAGCCUCCAAGUUAAAAGCUCUCAAGGCCAGAAGCCUAAUUCCUCCUACAACUGUGGAAGCUGUCACUGCAUUCCUAUGUAAAUGCGCCAAUACGCCAACUUCUAAGCCAUCCUUAUUCAUCCAAGCAGUAAAUCUACGAGGAACAAAUAAUGAUGCACUAGUUCCAGCAGGCUUGGUAGGAAAUGCCAUUCUUCCUUACGUUGCAUCAGCAGCGAACGAGGAAGAUCUGAAAUGGCAAAGACUAAUUGGUGAGCUUAGAGAAAGAAAAGAGAAGGUCCGUGAUAUGCUCAAAGAUAUUAAACCAGAAGAGGUACUAUCUUCAAGGGUAUCUGAACUAGCUACACAGAUAAACGAGGGAACCUCAAGCAAUGAUUUUUCUAUAUAUAGGUUUUCUAGUUUAAGGAAAUUCCCGUUCCAUGACAUAAAUUUUGGAUGGGGGAGGCCAACAAGAGUGGAUGUUGCUACUUUUCCAGUCAAUAUGUUUCUCCUUCUGGAUAACCAAAAUGGGGAUGGAGUUGAAGUAGUCGUAAACUUGGAAGAAGGAGAGAUGUCUGUAUUUGAAAGUAAUGAAGAGCUUCUUCAGUUUGCUUCUCCAAGCUCAGGACUCUAGACAAUUUGAAGUCUUCAGCAAAAAAGGGAAAAUUGAGCAGAAAAACACCAAUCUCUGAACUAUCCCAAAAUUAGCACGUUAGUUUCUGUCCAAAAACAAUGGGCUGCAAAAAUAAAAAGCUUCCCAAAGUAUUAUAGUCCAUUUAUGCAAUUCCCCAUAUUCUAGUUCAAUUCUGUUCGUACUUGAACUGAUAGUCCCUUUCAGGGAGCGUGUUGUUUUUUGUAUAAAGGGCAGUCCGGACCAGGAAACAUCAUGCAUUAAUGCAUACUGUGUCGUUUUUUGUAUACAUUGACAAAUCUCUUUAAUUGAUUUAUUUUUGAAGUUA
Messenger RNA from Nicotiana attenuata, 1898 nucleotides. Its product is annotated as acylsugar acyltransferase 3-like. Lineage: Eukaryota; Viridiplantae; Streptophyta; Magnoliopsida; Solanales; Solanaceae. The coding region runs from base 308 to 1573 and encodes 421 amino acids. The transcript has a single exon. The record is from RefSeq and is a predicted model, not a curated record.